Messenger RNA from Macroventuria anomochaeta, 2154 nucleotides. RefSeq lists its product as uncharacterized. Bases 1 to 2154 code for a protein of 717 amino acids. Gene Ontology annotation, biological process: DNA-templated transcription; regulation of DNA-templated transcription. The transcript has 2 exons. NCBI's taxonomy places the organism in Eukaryota, Fungi, Ascomycota, Dothideomycetes, Pleosporales, Didymellaceae. The record is from RefSeq and is a predicted model, not a curated record. Gene Ontology annotation, molecular function: DNA-binding transcription factor activity, RNA polymerase II-specific; DNA binding; zinc ion binding.
AUGAUGGAUUACGGCGACGAACGACCGCGGAAGCGCGCAAAAUUGGCGUGUACGAAUUGCAACGCGCGACGAGUCAAAUGCGAUGUCACGGAUCGCCAGCCAUGUCGCAACUGCGAAGUGGCACAGGCUGUGUGCGAAAUGCGCGAGUCAAAGCGCGGCAAACAUCCUCGAAAGCCCAAGGUGGAGAAUGACAAGCGCAACAGCAUUGUCGCAGUGGACACUGCGAAGGUUCACAUGACCCCUGAGCGGCAUGAAGAUGACAUUGCUGCAUCACACGUGCUUGCAUCUCUAUCAACAAAGUUUCACAGCCCUGCGGAAAAUCAGGCUGCGAAUAACAACAUCGACUUCCAAUUCGCUAAACCUCGUAGGUGUGCAGACUUGCAGGCGGGACUUUCACAGACCGAAACAACUCGACCAGAAGACGAUGCAGCGGUCUUCUUAGGCGAGUCCAGUUCACUCAGAUACGUGAGUGAGGAGGAAGUCCCAGUUUUAGCGCUUCAUCGCCCUCGACUGCGCCAUUCUGUACCUAAUGCCGUGAAGGCAGAAGCGUUUGUCCCCGAGUGGGAGGCAGAGAGACGCCGUAAACGAAUGGAAGCGCUCCAAGCCGAAGGUGCUUUUUCUUUUCCUCCAAGCAAUGUUUGCAUUGCCCUCUUGGAGGCCUACUUCCAAUGGUUUCACCCACAUUUCGCUGUCGUUGACGAAGCAGACCUUUGGGAAUCGCACCGCCAAGGGACUAUCUCACCUCUCUUAUUGCAAGCUAUGCUAUUCAUCGGUGUCAUUCACUGCGAGGAGCUGACGCUACGCAAUUUGGGAUGGGGAAACCGUCAUCGAGCAAGAUAUAUUUUCUACAUUCGCGCCAAGGAUAUCUACGAUGCAUCCUAUGAGACCAACAAGCUAAUUGUCCUCCAAGCUGUGUUUUUGAUGAGUUUCUGGCGUGCCGGUGCGCUCCUAGAGAAAGACGCUCGUCAUUGGCUUUCAGUUGCCAUCAGUCUAGCCCAGACCAAAGCACUGCAUCGUUCCACGGGAGAGUCAGACGAGAAACUUGCAAGGCUCAAACGGCGGUUAUGGUGGGCCAUAUAUGUCCGUGAGCGUCAAUGCGGCUCCGCUCUUGGCCUCCCCAGCCGCAUCCGCGACGAAGACUGCGAUGUUGAGCCUCUGACCAUCUUGGACUUUGAGUGGGCCUACUUGCCAACAUAUUCUCCGAUCGAUGCUGAACGGUAUAAGGAUUAUGGUGUAGGUAUGGUGCAGCUUGCCGUGUUUCUUGGCAGGAUCGUUGAUACCGGUUACCUUCCCAAUCGCACACUUAAGCCUGACGACCGCGCAACUAUCAGGGACGAGCUCUACAAAUGGAAGCAUGAGCUUCCCCUGGUCAUGCAGGUCUCAGUCGACACAGGCGAUGAUCCGAGUUUCCAGGCUAGCAUGCUGCAUCUUGCCUACAAUAAUUUGCUCAUGCUACUCUACCGGUCGAACCUUAUCAACGAGGAAGACGGGAGCACCGAUAUCGAAGGCAAUAUAGCGCUGCAAGCCGCUGCUCGUAACUCCCGUAUCGUGGAGGAUAUGCUACCCCGAGCGAACAUCGGUCAUGCGCAGAUACAUGUCAUCACAAAUCUGUUCAACACGCUUUGCAUACAUGUUGCACACCUCAGACGAUCCACAGGCAUCAACCGAACGUUGGCUGAGCACCGAGCAAAGCUCUGUCUACUAGGCCUACAGGAGCUGCAAAAGACCUGGGAAGUGACCAACUGGGUCCUUCAACUCUUCUUCCAGUAUCUCGAUCGAUCCACCGUUGCGCGUCUCGCGAUGGAAGCCGACGAUAUCGGCAUCUCUAGCGUAGUAGCACCGAGCGGACACGCAACACGCGCCUCAACACCCCUCACGCAGCAUGGCAACAAAGUGGAUGCCGACGAUGUCAACGCAAUGCUCACGAUGCAGCAAAUGAGCAAUCAUCAACCAGAGACAGGCAUGACGCCAUGGUCGUGGACUACCGAUGAAGCAAACCAGUACCUUUUCUCGCAAAUUGAGAACGACUUUGCCUUCGGCGAGGGCGGCAUGCUGCAGCGGAGCCCAAACGACCUUUUGAACAACGUUCUGACGCCGAAUUUUGGUUUCAGUGACCUCAAUCCUCACGGGAAUGGGGUCCCACAUGGGCCCUGA